This is a messenger RNA of Nicotiana tabacum (common tobacco), 1777 nucleotides long. Its product is annotated as magnesium transporter MRS2-3. Gene Ontology annotation, biological process: magnesium ion transport. NCBI's taxonomy places the organism in Eukaryota, Viridiplantae, Streptophyta, Magnoliopsida, Solanales, Solanaceae. Gene Ontology annotation, molecular function: magnesium ion transmembrane transporter activity. The record is from RefSeq and is a predicted model, not a curated record.
ACAGAUUCCUUGAGGAUCACUUAUUAAGAGGAUAUUUUUCUUUUCGAAGAUUCGACGAAAAUAAUGAGAGGGAUCACUCCGCCGCCGAAGUUCACGGUUCCGUCGCCGGAAGAUGACGCAGCCGAUAUACUCCGACCAAACACCGCCAUCCCCGGCGGCAUAAACGUCGGCCCUGGGUUGCGAAAGAAGGGGACGGGAAUACGGUCAUGGCUUCUAUUGGAUUCAACUGGGCAGACUCAAGUUGUGGAAGUCGGAAAACAUGCUAUUAUGCGCCGAACUGGACUUCCGGCCCGUGAUCUUCGCAUAUUGGACCCGCUUCUAUCGUAUCCGUCUACUGUAUUGGGCCGUGAACGGGCUAUCGUCAUCAAUUUGGAGCAUAUCAAGGCUAUUAUUACGGGCCAGGAGGUCCUCUUGCUCAACGCUAGGGAUCCCUCUGUUUCUCCUUUCGUUGAAGAGCUUCAACGGAGAAUUUUGCGCCAUUAUCAAGCUACCAAGUCCCAGGAAGCUGGAGGGGGUUGUGAUAAUGCAGACUGGACAAAUCUGUAUGACCUGGAAGAGCCACAAUCCGGAGCAGUUUCUCCUCCAAACUUGUCUGCUAGCUUCCGAGCAAAGGAUGAGAACAAGGCUGAUGGGAAGCAGCAAGCUGGUGAGAACCGAGAUGGGCCAAAGCUUCUCCCAUUUGAGUUUGUUGCUUUGGAGGCAUGCCUGGAGGCUGCUUGCAGUUGUUUGGAUAAUGAGGCUAGAACAUUGGAGCAAGAAGCUCAUCCUGCUUUAGAUAAGCUGACAUCAAAGAUUAGUACUCUCAACUUGGAACGUGUUCGUCAAAUCAAAAGCCGCUUGGUUGCUAUUACAGGACGUGUUCAGAAGGUCAGAGAUGAACUGGAGCAUCUACUAGAUGAUGAUGAGGAUAUGGCUGAGAUGUAUUUGACUGACAAGCUGAUGGAACAACUUGAAAAUUCUUCUGUUUCCUCUAUAAGUGGGCAAGAUGGCAUCAAUGAGGAAGUUAUUCAGUUGAACAUGGAUGAUAGGGUUCCUGCGGAAAUCUCAAUGGACGCAAAUGCAGGUUCCACCAGUUAUGAUGCGGACAUUCCACAUAUUGACAACCAGCAGGAACGGUUGUUUGGUGGUCCAAAUGCUCUUAGCCGAGGUAGUCGUGGGACACAUACUAGUACGACUCGAAGUGCUAUAAGCAAACAUCUUGACGUGGAGGAGCUUGAAAUGCUCUUAGAAGCAUAUUUUGUUCAAAUCGAUGGUACAUUGAACAAAUUGAACACGCUGCGGGAGUAUGUGGAUGACACAGAGGACUAUAUCAACAUCAUGCUGGAUGACAAGCAGAACCAUCUUUUACAAAUGGGCGUCAUGUUAACAACAGCAACUCUUGUGGUGAGCGCCUUUGUUGUUGUGGCUGGAAUUUUCGGCAUGAAUAUUACCAUUGAACUAUUCGACGAAGCUAAAGCUGGGAUGCCAGAAUUCUUAUGGACAAUUGGUGGUGGUGCCACUGGCAGUCUCUUCUUAUAUGUGAUUGCAAUUGCCUGGUGUAAGCACAAGCAAUUGCUGGAGUGAGUGCCGAGUAUUGUGAAUAUAUUGGCGGAGAGUUAAAUAUGACCUAUGAAAACCAAGUACUAACUGAAUUCACUAGUAUACCCUAUAGUUUUUAUAUAUUACAAGCAUCACUGUUGCUUCGAAGUAAUGAUUCAACUUGAAAAGGUAUUUAGCUCAAGCGUGUUGGAUGAUUUGUUUCAAGUGAUAAUAGCUUGUGGAAUUGUUUUACGCGCAA